UCGGCAGCUACAGCAGCCUUCAGUUGCAAGGAGGACGUUUUCCCACUAACUACGCUUCAGAGCCUAAAGCUGAGGCAUAGGUGCAGGCUAAGGCUGGGGUUCCUGCUGCUGCUGCUCCGGAGCAGCCUCGCCCCUCGGCGGCAGCACAGGUGGUGGCGGCGGCGGCGGCUGCGCUGAGCUAGGGAGGGAGGGCAGCUGCUCUCCGGAGCAGCUUAGACGCAGCAUCAGUAGGCGCGCGCUCGAAGAGAGAAGGAAGAGAGAGAAGAGGCAGCUGUGUCUUUACUGGGUCUGCUCCAGCUACAUCCAGCGGCGGAUGUGCGGGAGGAGGAGGAGAAGGCGGAGGCAGCAGCAGAAGGGAUAGAUAUCGGCGGUGGCACCACGACGGCUGCACUACAGCGCCGCUGCUGUGCUUGCUGUAAGAGCCCCGGAUAAGAUAGCUGGAAGCACCAACAGUGGUGGAGGAAGCCAAGGAACCAGAGACUUUGCCUCGGUAGCAGGCUGUAAAGGAGCCUUAUCCUUAACUGCUUUUUUCUCUUUCCUGCCCAGCAUCACUUGUCCCGGAGCCACGCACAGACAACAAAAGCGAAAGAUGCUGCAGUUGGGCAAGGUCAGGACCUUGCACUGAAGCCUGGAGGCGGCGCACACACCUUUCCCUGGAAUUGAGGAUUUGUCUGUUUUGGUGGGUGCAUGUUUGGGAGAAAGCAGACAGGCUCAACGCCUUUUGGAGCUAUGCCUGUUCCAGACCAGCCUUCAUCUUCAGAAAAGACUAGUUCCCUGAGCCCUGUGUUGAAUACAUCCAAUGGGGAUGGAUCUGAAACUGAGACAACCUCUGCCAUUCUUGCAUCAGUCAAAGAACAGGAACUACAAUUUGAAAGACUGACUCGAGAACUGGAGGCUGAACGCCAGAUUGUAGCCAGCCAACUGGAGAGAUGUAAGCUUGGAUCGGAGACUGGAAGCAUGAGCAGCAUUAGUUCAACAGAAGAACAGUUUCAUUGGCAAACACAAGAUGGUCAGAAGGAUAUAGAGGAUGAACUCACAACUGGUCUUGAACUGGUAGACUCCUGUAUAAGAUCGCUUCAAGAAUCAGGAAUACUUGAUCCCCAGGACUAUUCAACUAGUGAAAGGCCCAGCCUUCUCUCCCAGAGUGCACUUCAGCUCAAUUCCAAACCUGAAGGGUCUUUCCAGUACUCAGCCAGCUACCAUAGCAACCAGACCCUUGCCCUGGGUGAAACAACACCUUCCCAACUCCCAGCUCGAAGCAGUCAAGCCAGAGCUGCUAUCCAGAGCUUCAGCCAGGGCACAACUAGCCGAGCAGCCCAUUUAGCUGGAUCUGAACCCUCUCAAUCACAUGCUGCCUCUCAGUCAAGAGAGUCCUUUGUGCCGAGCCAUGGGAGCGCGUUCCAUUUGCCUGACUCCCAGCAUUCUUCAGCCCUUUAUUAUUCCAGCUCCACUCUGCCAGCACAGAGAGUGAGCUCUCCCUUGUCCAUGCAGCAGGUAGGCUCUCCCACAAAGCUCCAGCGGGUGGGGUCAGCCUCAGAGAGCACUGGAUACAGCACCACACAGCGGGUCUCCUCUCCUAAGCAGUCUCCAAGCCGGCUAGCCAAGUCAUAUAGCACCAGCUCACCCAUCAAUAUUGUUGUGUCUUCAGCUGGACUUUCUCCUUCCCCAAUACGUGUGACCUCUCCACCAACCAUCCAGUCUAAUAUUUCAUCCUCUCCUAUUCAUCAGCUAAGCUCAACCAUUGGCACUUAUGCUACCCUAUCUCCUACAAAACGUCUAGUCCACACGUCAGACCAGUACAACAAGCAUUCACAGGAACUGUAUGCCACUGCUACCCUUCAGAGACCUGGCAGUCUGGCAGCUGGGUCUCGGGCAUCUUACAGCAGCCAACACAGCCACCUUGGUUCCGAAUUGAGGGCACUACAGUCUCCAGAACACCACAUAGAUCCCAUAUAUGAAGACAGAGUGUAUCAGAAGCCCCCUAUGCGGAGUCUCAGCCAGAGUCAGGGAGACCCUUUGCAGCCAGCCACCUAUCGCACUAGUACAGCCCCAUCUUCCCCUGGUGUCGACUCCGUACCCUUACAGCGCACAGGCAGUCAGCACGGCACACAGAAUGCAGCAUCGACCUUCCAGAGGGCCAGUUACGCUGCAGGCCCAGCCUCCAAUUACGCAGACCCCUACCGACAGCUGCAGUAUUGUCCUUCUGUCGAGUCACCAUACAGCAAAUCUGGGCCUGCCAUACCACCAGAAGGGACUUUGGCUAGGUCACCUUCCAUUGAUAGCAUUCAGAAAGAUCCCAGAGAAUUUGGAUGGCGAGAUCCUGAACUUCCUGAAGUGAUCCAGAUGCUUCAGCAUCAAUUCCCUUCUGUGCAGUCGAAUGCUGCAGCCUAUUUGCAACAUCUCUGUUUUGGAGACAAUAAAAUUAAAGCAGAGAUAAGAAGACAAGGAGGCAUACAGUUAUUGGUGGACCUGUUGGACCAUCGGAUGACAGAAGUCCAUCGUAGUGCCUGUGGAGCUUUGAGGAACUUGGUGUAUGGGAAAGCUAAUGAUGAUAACAAAAUUGCCCUGAAAAACUGUGGGGGCAUCCCAGCAUUAGUACGGUUACUACGCAAGACUACUGAUCUGGAGAUCCGAGAACUGGUCACAGGAGUCCUUUGGAAUCUUUCUUCAUGUGAUGCACUUAAAAUGCCAAUUAUCCAGGAUGCCCUUGCAGUGUUGACCAAUGCAGUCAUCAUCCCUCACUCUGGAUGGGAAAAUUCACCACUCCAGGAUGAUCGGAAAAUACAGCUCCAUUCUUCACAGGUGCUGCGUAAUGCCACUGGGUGCCUAAGGAAUGUUAGUUCUGCUGGAGAGGAAGCCCGCAGAAGAAUGAGGGAAUGUGAUGGACUUACGGAUGCAUUGCUUUAUGUGAUUCAGUCUGCUCUGGGGAGCAGUGAAAUUGAUAGCAAGACCGUUGAAAACUGUGUGUGCAUUUUGAGGAACCUCUCCUACCGACUUGCAGCAGAAACAUCUCAGGGACAGCAGAUGGGAACCGAUGAGCUUGAUGGACUGCUAUGUGGUGAUGCCAAUGGCAAGGAUGCUGAGAGCUCUGGGUGUUGGGGCAAGAAGAAGAAGAAAAAGAAAUCCCAAGAUCAGUGGGAUGGCGUGGGACCUCUGCCUGACUGUGCAGAACCCCCAAAAGGAAUCCAGAUGCUGUGGCACCCUUCAAUAGUCAAACCCUACCUCACACUUCUUUCCGAGUGCUCAAACCCGGACACUCUAGAAGGUGCAGCAGGUGCCCUGCAGAAUUUGGCUGCAGGUAGCUGGAAGGGCUGUGAGGAGGAUGUGGCAGGCAUGGUUCAUGCCCUACGUACACUGCCAGAGGGGGCACCCUGCCUGCCACAGUGGUCAGUGUAUAUUCGUGCUGCUGUCCGAAAAGAAAAAGGUCUACCAAUCCUAGUGGAGCUGCUGCGAAUAGACAAUGAUCGGGUGGUAUGUGCAGUUGCAACAGCUUUACGGAAUAUGGCCUUAGAUGUCAGAAAUAAAGAAUUAAUAGGCAAGUAUGCCAUGAGAGACCUGGUCCAUCGGCUUCCGGGAGGAAACAACAGCAACAGCUCAGCCAGCAAGGCCAUGUCUGAUGACACGGUUACUGCCAUCUGUUGUACUCUGCACGAAGUGAUAACUAAGAACAUGGAGAAUGCCAAGGCCUUACGGGAUGCUGGAGGCAUUGAGAAGUUGGUUGGCAUCUCCAAGAGUAAGGGAGACAAACAUUCUCCAAAAGUGGUAAAGGCAGCAUCUCAGGUCCUCAACAGCAUGUGGCAGUACAGAGAUCUGAGGAGUCUCUACAAAAAGGAUGGAUGGUCACAGUAUCACUUUGUAGCCUCAUCUUCAACAAUAGAAAGAGAUCGGCAAAGACCAUAUUCUUCAUCACGAACACCCUCCAUUUCUCCUGUGCGCAUGUCUCCUAACAAUCGCUCAGCAAGUGCCCCAGCCUCACCUCGAGAAAUGAUCAGCCUCAAAGAGAGGAAAACAGAUUAUGAGUCCACCGGAACAAAUGCCACUUACCAUGGAACUAAAGGAGAACACACUUCCAGGAAAGAUACCAUGACAGCUCAAAACACUGGAAUUUCAACUUUAUAUAGAAAUUCUUAUGGUGCACCUGCUGAAGAUAUCAAACAUAACCAGGUUUCAGCACAGCCAGUCCCACAGGAGCCCAGUAGAAAAGAUUACGAGACCUACCAGCCGUUUCCGAAUUCCACAAGAAACUACGAUGAGUCCUUCUUUGAGGAUCAAGUCCAUCACCGUCCACCUGCCAGCGAAUACAACAUGCACCUGGGACUGAAGUCCACCGGCAACUAUGUCGACUUCUAUUCAGCGGCUCGUCCCUACAGUGAACUGAACUAUGAAACAAGCCACUACCCAGCCUCACCAGAUUCCUGGGUUUGAGGCCCGGCAGGAAGGAACAGCUCCAGGAACUGUGCAUGUGCAUGCAUACACCACAAGACAUUUUUUUCCCUGCAAAUUUAGUUUGUUAAAGCCUGUUCCAUAGGAAGGCCCUGAUAACCAGUAUGGAAACCUUGAUUAAGAGAUAUUUUAGAAGGCUAAAUGCAUUGAAAGUUAACUUGGAAGUCGAUAGAAUGAAAGAAAAAGUCCUAAAUAUUAUUACAGUGUGGGACAACUUUUACUGUUGGCCCUAUAGAGUCUUAAAAAACAAACAACGUGCUGAUUAUUGAAUAUGAUGGAAGGAAGGAGGGAGGAAACAGCAGUGGAUGGUGGGACAAGAAGGUUAUGUUAAGCACAAGAAACAGAAUAGUUUACAUACUUUAUGGGGGGACAGCUUCUCACACUUUGUUUACUAUCCUCAUUCAUUGUGAAUCUAGGCUUCAAGUUGCAUUUGGGGUUCCUCUGUACAGCAAGAUGUUUCUUGCCUUUUGUUAAUGCAUUGUUGUAAAGUAUUUGAUGUACAUUACAGAUGAAAAAAAAACCAAGUGCAUUGUGUAUAUUACACCAAUGCCACAGUGUUUCUUCAUCUAUGGUUCUAAAUAUUACUUAAAUUUCAAAAUUUUGAAGGAUGUAUGAAUUUCCAGUUUUUUUCUUUUCCCCGGUAUGUUUUAACAAAGACAAAAAAAGGAAUAUUUAGCAGUAUUGUUCGUUCUGAUAUGUGAAUUUGUUUGUGGCAACUAACCAAGGCAUUCAGCAGUUUCUGACAAUUAACAUAUAUCAUUCCACACUCCUUGUCAACGAAGUGCUUUUUCACUGCCUAAAAUUUUAGAUGUAGAUAUUUGAAAUAGAUUUUUUUCAUUUAUACCAGUUUUCUUUAUGAUGAUACAGUGUUAAAAGAAAAUAAAUUACAAUUGAUCUGUCAUCCAUAUUUGCUAAGAAUGUCUAUUUCCAAGAAUUUGUCAUGCAAAAUGCACAUUCUUGCUUGUGUGUGUGUGUGCGUGUGUGCCCAUGUAUGUAUAAUAAUCUGUGUGUGGUUUUUUGAUAGAAGUAAUUUCAUUUGCUGUUCUUGUAUAAGCUUUGUUAUUUUCUUUUCCCCAGGAUAAAUUGACUUCAGUCUGUUCUUUCUGUACUGUAUCCACUGUACUGACCAUUUAAUAACAUGGGAUCUUAAUCCUGAUGACAUGGAACUGUGGGAGUUUCACCCAUCCCCCUUCUUGGGCACCAAUCCUUUAAUACCCUCAGUUCUUUCCACAUUUUACCCCUCAGUUUCUACUCGUCCCCUAAAAAGAAGAGAAUCCUUAUAGAGCCAAAUCUGUAAUUCCACUUUCUGGCCAGCUGCUUACAUCUCCAGGGGAACUGGAAACUCUUCCAUUUACACUGCUGAAGGGGCUUAAUCCAUCAUCUCCCACUGUCCUCUACCACCAGAAUCUAGUCUUUAAUCUCACAUGAAGCUAAUAACUAGAUAGGAAUUAACAACAAUGAGAAACAAUCAUUUUUAGAAAUUAAGUGUACCUAAUUUUUCCUAACAUUCCUUUAAAUAUUGCCACUCCUCUCUACAUAAUUUAAUUCAGCCAAAAGUCAGCAAACAAUAGUUUCUUUGUCCAAAUUUAACUACAACCAGAAGAUAAUUUUACUCACCUACACAGACUUCGGAAAUAAAAAAGCUAAUUUCUAGAGAACAGCAUAGAUAGAGCUUAAAGAUAUUUAUAUGUUCUCCUGUCUUCUUCUCAAUUAGGUCAAAUGUGAAUUAGUACCUUUAAAAAUCACUUUUAAACUUUAACUGUACUGCAAAAUUUGUGGUAGGAAACCUGUAUUUCUGGGAUCCUUCACUGUAAUAUUACCAUUUCAUCCCCUUAUUGUGCCUCUACCAGGCACUUCUCCCCCUACCUCCCAACAUAGAAAUAUAGCUAUAUAUAUCCUAGGGGUCAGAACGAAUUUUACACUUCACCAGUGUCAUAGGACCAAAAUAAUACAGGUCAUAGAGGCAGAUAUCGUGGCAUAAACAUGAGUUAUCAGUUACCUAGUAUUCUAGAUUAAUAUUUCCAAAAAAUAGACAGUAAAAAAAAAACAUUAACAGGUCUCAGUGUGAAGGGGAAAAUAAAUACAUGCAGUAAAAAGAUGGUAAGGACAGCUGUAUACGAAGGGAAGCAAAAAGCACUACUCUUAACAAGAUCUUUAUAUUUUCUUUAUGAUACUGAUUGUAAAUACAUAGUUUGCAUUCACAACACUUUGGGACCAGGCACGCUUUUCCUCUUCCAGUGACCCUCAAGGAGCAUGGGCUACAGUUAGCCACUGCUGUUGUGUCUCCCCUGGAGUAGCACCAGACCUAGUGAAUGCACAAAAAAGCGUUUAUAGUUAGUAGAGCCAACCCUUUUGCUCAAAGGUACAUCUUAGGGAAAAAACUGAUUAUUAUUUUCUUCUUUUUUAUUAAAAUUAAAAAAAAUAAGGUUGGGUUUUACUUGAACUGUUAAAAUGGCCUCAGGGCCCAUAUAGGUUCCCUUAACAGUGAAGCCAGGUCAGCUGGUGACCUGUUCAUUACCUGAGAUAUAUUGGAUUAAAUGCACCAAGUGACAUGAAACCUUUGGUUUUGUUUUUUGUUUUCAUUCUUCUGAAGUGACUGAGUGUGAUCUCUGAGAGUAACAACUCUCCCUUGAGUCCUAAAGAGCCUCUUAGAUCUUGUGUUUUCUA
Messenger RNA from Phascolarctos cinereus (koala), 7110 nucleotides. It is a transcript of the gene CTNND2, whose product is annotated as catenin delta 2. The record is from RefSeq and is a predicted model, not a curated record. Gene Ontology annotation, cellular component: plasma membrane; nucleus; cytoplasm. Gene Ontology annotation, biological process: cell-cell adhesion; dendritic spine morphogenesis. Lineage: Eukaryota; Metazoa; Chordata; Mammalia; Diprotodontia; Phascolarctidae. Gene Ontology annotation, molecular function: protein binding.